Colletotrichum chrysophilum is the source of this 531-nucleotide messenger RNA. RefSeq lists its product as uncharacterized. The transcript is spliced from 2 exons. Bases 1 to 531 code for a protein of 176 amino acids. NCBI's taxonomy places the organism in Eukaryota, Fungi, Ascomycota, Sordariomycetes, Glomerellales, Glomerellaceae. The record is from RefSeq and is a predicted model, not a curated record. Gene Ontology annotation, cellular component: membrane.
AUGCUUGAGAAAAUCAUUCGGCUUGCCGACGGCGACUCGUAUUCUAUUCUCUCCCCGCGCUGGAUAACCCGCAUCUUCGUGGCUGGCGAUGUGGCAUCUUUCUUGAUACAAUCAUACGGAGGAAGCAUGGUCUCAAAGCCAACCGCGACGGAGUCGUCCAAGAAAGCAGGCCAACAAAUUGUCCUCGCCGGUUUGGCAGUACAAGUGGCCUUUGGUGUGCUCUUCACUAUCGUUGCCGGAGUCUUUCACCGGCGCAUUUGUAAGGCCUUCACUGCCGCAGGUGUCUCGCAAGAGAUCCACUGGCUGAUGACGCUCUACGGCGUCAUGGUACUAGUCACUAUUCGCAACAUCUUUCGCAUCGCUGAGCACUCUAGCGGCCAGGACUCUUCCCUGAUGAAGAAUGAAUAUCUGCCGUAUCUCUUCGAUGCUACCCCGAUUUUGUUGGCGUUGCUUUGGUUCAACUGGUACCAUCCUUACAAGAUGAAGAAAACCGCGCCGUUUGGCUAUCCGUUGACGAGCACUGCCUGUUGA